AUGGACGAGGACCAGUGGAUGGAGGCUAUCGUGGACGAGCAGGCCACGCAUUCCCCACACGGCGGGCAUGAUAUACGCCCGGGAUAUCAUGGAGCACCCUGGGACCACCGCCCGCCGCCGGGCCAUGUUUCGUUGACCAGCGCACCGGUCGUGGUAUUUAUCCGGGAGCGAAUCCAGCGGGUGUCCACGGGGAAGGUUAUUAUUUACGCCAACGUGGUCCGCCAGGUUGUGGACAUUGCACAGGAAUUGCAGUGCGAGGCAUAUUACAGCCGGCAGAUUGAUAAACCGUCGAUAUUACAGCGGUUCACACAGGGCCAGACCCGGUGUAUUAUCCACGUUGGCAUGCCCCGGUCAUUGUUGGAUUACACGCAGGAAAGUGGUUGUGCCGGACGGGACGGAGAGGCCAGUGAGGCCAUUAUUAUCCAGCCGGAGGGCUCCCAGCAUCCCGGCCUGGAUACAUCCCCGACGAUACCGCAUUGGUGGCGGAAUAUAUGGAUCACCGUGGAUAGAUAUCAGCGGCAAUAUUGCCAGGAUCAGAAUCCCGAGGAGGUUCCAUGUGAUGGAUGCCAUCCUGAUUGGCAUUCGGUAUCCAUUGUUAAGGCAGAGGGUUCCAUGGUAGAUCUAGUAAUAAUCGAAUCACCACCGUUAUCGCACCCCAAUUAUAUCCGGUCGAGUCCCGGUGGAGGCAGUGAUUCCCCCACCUAUUCCCCCCCAUCCAUAAAGAUUGAUUAUCCGUCUAGUUCUAAUGCCAGCCCGGCAUCAUUCCAAUCCCAGCCCCCCUGGAUUGACGUGGCGGAACAGCAACGGCAGCGGAUCCAGGUUCAACGGCAGGCCGCAGUCGACAGUCAGCAACGCACCCAGGAUGCGCAGCAGUGGUUGGAUAAGGAGUUUAUCAAAUCCCAGGCACCACAGUGGCAACGGCAGUGUUAUAUUUGCACGGUGCAGGGACAUGCAUGGAACAAGCAUGAUUUGUACAGUUGCCGUGGUCCCGCCAGUCAGACAGCGAAACAGUGGAUGGUGGAGAUCCGACAGAAGAUUCGGUAUGCCCAGUUUAGUGCAUGUUUCCGGUGUGGGAUGCCCCAGAGUAUAUGUAAUAGAUGGCAGGUCGGUAGCCAGGCCACAUGUGCAUAUCAUGAUGUAUUAAUCCCUAUAACCGCGGCUAUGGUGUAUGGACCGUGGGCGGAGCAGGUGUAG
This is a messenger RNA of Aspergillus tanneri, 1194 nucleotides long. RefSeq lists its product as uncharacterized. Bases 1 to 1194 code for a protein of 397 amino acids. The transcript is spliced from 4 exons. The record is from RefSeq and is a predicted model, not a curated record. Lineage: Eukaryota; Fungi; Ascomycota; Eurotiomycetes; Eurotiales; Aspergillaceae.